UUCUCUUUUCUGUUUUAUAUCUCCUCAGAAAAAGAAUAGCCCUCCAAACCGGCACUAAACCCCUUUUAAUACCCUACAAUUCCCCUCUCACUCUCUAGAAAACAAUGGCGAAAGGAGAUGGAAGCGCGGCCAAAAGAGAAACAAGUGGUCGCUUCUCGAAAUCCGAGUAUUCAUGUGGAGGUGGGAGAAAGAAAUCAUACUUUAUUUUGGCUUGAUAAAUGAUAAAACAGAUGGAGAAAUUACUUGAAGAGGGAAAAGAUGACCUGUUAGAUGAAAAAUUCCACCAGAAGCUUGCCGAGGAAUUCAACCGUUUGCCAAAUCGAGCUGGAAACAAGGCUAUACAAAUGAAGCAGGUUCAAAGAUGGUUCACAAAGAGGAAAAAUCCCUCAUCUGAAAAUACUGAUUCAUAUCACUCUUCAGAAGAUUUGGUUACUGCUGUGGAUACAAGCCAGUCUGUUAGUGCUGCUCCUGAAAGUUCUUCUGACAUGCCUGGAGAUGCUGGGGAGAAAGACCCUGAACAAGCAGAGUUGGAGUUUGAGGCGAGGUCAUCAAGAGACAAUGCAUGGUAUGAUGUAUCUACAUUCCUUGCACACAGAAUUCUUAGUUCAGGAGAACCUGAAGUUCGUGUUAGAUUUCAUGGAUUCGGUGCUGAGGAUGAUGAGUGGGUGAACAUCAAGAAGGAUGUCCGUGAGCGUUCAAUCCCCCUUGAAUCAUCAGAAUGUCAGAAGGUUGAUGUCGGGGAUCUUGUUCUCUGUUUCAGGGAGAGGAGUGAACAAGCCAUGUACUUUGAUGCUCAUGUUCUUGAAGUGCAAAGAAAGUUGCAUGAUAUAAGGGGCUGUAGAUGUCUCUUCUUGGUUCGCUAUGAUCAUGAUGAUAGUGAGGAAAGAGUUGGCCUGAAAAGACUCUGCCGUAGGCCAAAGUACUGAUCCGUUGAAGGGGCUUGCCUUCUGGUUACUUAGAUGUGUAAGCUCCUUUUACAGUAGAGGAUGUGGGCGCUAAGCUCGCAUUCUGUCAACUUGAGUUUGCAGUAAAACCGGACUCCUAACUUUUCUAGGUUAUAUAUAAUUUGAUGUCUCUAGCCUGUAUUUCUACUCGAUUUAGAACUUGCAGAACAUCACUUGUUUUCGAGAAAAAAAUGUGUAGUAUUGCUGAGUACCUUAAUCCACCAAAGUUUGGAUAGUUGCCUAACUAGAUGAUGGUGCUAUUCUCAAGAUUUUAUAUGCUUGUAUGCAGCUCUAUGCUUUUUCCUGUUCCAGUUUACUUUCUUGUGAGUGGAAGAAACAAUAAACUGUAUUUGUGAUAACAUCAAUUUACAGUUGUGUUUGAAGU
Molecule: messenger RNA, 1329 nt
Organism: Asparagus officinalis (garden asparagus)
Lineage: Eukaryota; Viridiplantae; Streptophyta; Magnoliopsida; Asparagales; Asparagaceae
Product: protein SAWADEE HOMEODOMAIN HOMOLOG 1
Exons: 10
Coding region: 219-926 (235 amino acids)
Molecular function (GO): DNA binding; chromatin binding
Source: RefSeq, a predicted model, not a curated record